AUGCCAGUUAUCAGACGAAUACCUGAUAACAAGAGGAGGUCGCGCACAGGUUGUAUACCAUGUCGACGUCGUCGCAGAAAGUGCGAUGAACAAAGGCCCCAGUGCGGGAGCUGUCAGGGUAGGAAUGUGACCUGCGAGUUCAAAGAGUGGACCUUUGUUCCAGGGGUGCGAUCGUCACUACGCAGAGAUGACUGUGCUCGAGACGAUACCCGAGGGGAUACCCCCGAAGAGUCUGACUCUCUGCUGCCCAUACAGGAUUCCUUCGUAUCGUUCAUAGACGACAGCCCCUCGACCCUCGACCCAGUCCUUGCGAGCCCUUUGUCUAGUACCGUUAGAAGCGAUCGGAUCGACUCUGCAGAAAAUACCACUACCAAUACCUCCCAACCAACCGUCACAACAUCAACACAUCAUCACCCGAACAAUGAAGGGAAUCAGAUUCCCACACCCGCCCGAUGGAACGAAACGGUCCUGUCGGAGCAAAACUCCUCCGAACGACAAACGGCUAUGCUCCGUUUCCGAUACCAGAUAGCACCCUGGCUUGAUUCAAAUGCCCCGAGAUCCUCGUUCGGCCCCAAGAUCAUGACCCUGGCGGCUGAAAAGUCCGUCAUUAUGGAUGUCAUCGUGUGGGUUGCGAUGCGGCGAAGCAGAGCAUCAACCGCUCCAGAAGGGGACUUCCAUCUCGUCCAACAUCUUCAGCAUCGGCUAUCCCUAGAAAGUGCCUUUACGGCCGACGUGGGGAGAUCUUUGCUGGCAUUGGGCAAUUUCUUCUACACGUCCCCAUCUGAAUGGGCGAAUCUGCAUCCAGAUCGCUCAUUCGGAGAAGAUCGAUAUCAGUUCUUUGAGAACCAAGAAGAACCUCUCAAGACUCUGGAUCGGUUCCACUUCAAAGCUGAACUGGCUGCUUCUAUCGUAGCGUCGAGAUCGCCCUCGUCUCGGCCUUCGGUAUCUCUCAUGGACGAGACUUUACUGAGCCCCAACAUGUCUCCAUGCGCGAUCUACGAUACAUGCUUGGCGCAUCUGACAUCAUGCUGUCAACUAAUACACAACAAGGUCAUUCCGCUCCUCAAUGGUCUCACUACCGUACAAUCCCCAACACAAGAGCCCAGCUCUCUGGUAUGGGCGACAUGGUCGGGUCUAUGGGCAAGGUGUGUACAAUGGUUUCGAGAUCGUCCACCAGACAUGGUCCCUCUACUGGAAAGCUCCGAGGUAGAUGCACACACAACAAUCACCAACUCCCCAUUCACAGCCGAUGUGUACUCCAGUGCCAUCGCAGUACAAGCCAACCUCACAAUACAUUAUUCCUCACUACUUCUACUCUCCUACAAACCCCGUCUGGUCAAGCUCUCUCCAGCACCGCAUCGUCUUACGUCCAAGAGCUGGCACGCCCAGAAGCUUGCCAAAUUGGCUUUGUGGAACAACUUUCCUGAUCAAUGGGAUCCUGUUGUGGUGGCGACCGUCGUUCGGAUUGCGAGAGACAUGACGUAUCCUUCUCAGCAGGAAGCUCUACUAUCUUGCUUCCAACGCAUUGGCGAUGCGACUAAAAUCCCGCUCCAACGGGAGAUUGCGGAUCUGCAGCAGUUCUGGUCCUCUUCGCGGCAUUCCAACGCCCCUACCAACCUCCAUUCCUGA
Messenger RNA from Fusarium poae, 1629 nucleotides. RefSeq lists its product as uncharacterized. The record is from RefSeq and is a predicted model, not a curated record. Gene Ontology annotation, biological process: positive regulation of transcription by RNA polymerase II. The transcript is spliced from 4 exons. Gene Ontology annotation, cellular component: nucleus. The coding region runs from base 1 to 1629 and encodes 542 amino acids. Gene Ontology annotation, molecular function: DNA-binding transcription factor activity, RNA polymerase II-specific; zinc ion binding; transcription cis-regulatory region binding. Lineage: Eukaryota; Fungi; Ascomycota; Sordariomycetes; Hypocreales; Nectriaceae.